Messenger RNA from Cylindrotheca closterium, 645 nucleotides. NCBI's taxonomy places the organism in Eukaryota, Bacillariophyta, Bacillariophyceae, Bacillariales, Bacillariaceae. The record is from the annotation of a GenBank genome assembly.
AUGAAAUUCCUUCUCCUUGCUAUCAUCGCCAGUGUUGCUGGAGCCUUCGCUCCUUCCAGUGGAAUGGCUCGUCAAGCCACACAGCUUCAAGAAAGUUUCGGACUUGGUCUUGGUGAGGAUACUUACGAGAACCAACCAGAUUUGUUGAAGGGUGAAGCUGAAUACAAGCAAUACAUGAACCAAGUCAAGGAAGACAACAUGUUGAACCGCAAGUACAACGUUAUUCGUCGCGUUCGUGAACUUGACCUGCUUCAAGCAACCAUCGAUGCCGGGGUUCUUUCCAAGUUGGAGAAGAACGGUCUUGACUUGGAAACUGUUGAGAAGUUGCUUCCUGUUGCUGAAGAAUUGGGUCUGUUGAGCCUUGCGGCGAAUAACCAACAGCUUUUGGUCAACGGUGUUGCCCCUCUUUUGGUUGAAGGUGCCCCCUUCCUUCUGCCUGUUGUAGCCAAAGCAUUGGAAGUUGGUCCUUCUGCUUUCUACCUUGCUGCCGCUGUCAGCGGGGGGCUUGAGGCUUAUUUCAUUGCCAGCGGUGUUGACGUUCCAUUGAUCGGACUCCCAGCUGGUUUGAUCGGUGGACUUCUUCUUGUCCCAUUGACCAUCGCCACAGCUGGUGCCGGAGUUGCUCUUGGGAGCUUGAAGAAGUAA